Chenopodium quinoa (quinoa) is the source of this 2651-nucleotide messenger RNA. Its product is annotated as dihydroxy-acid dehydratase, chloroplastic-like. Gene Ontology annotation, biological process: branched-chain amino acid biosynthetic process. The coding region runs from base 396 to 2249 and encodes 617 amino acids. NCBI's taxonomy places the organism in Eukaryota, Viridiplantae, Streptophyta, Magnoliopsida, Caryophyllales, Amaranthaceae. The transcript is spliced from 15 exons. The record is from RefSeq and is a predicted model, not a curated record. Gene Ontology annotation, molecular function: dihydroxy-acid dehydratase activity. Gene Ontology annotation, cellular component: chloroplast stroma.
AUUGUUAAACUUUUGUAGUCGUGAACUAAUUAGAAUCAAGAAUAUAAUAAUUGCUGUUGAAAUAAGCUUGUGAAGAAUGUGUCAUCGUAUCAAUGUGAAGCAAACUUGUUACCUAUAUUCACUUUUUAUAUUCUCUCUCCUUUGACCAUAACCAACCUCAUCGGUCUCUUCUCCUCUGAAAAAACAAAAAACCCACCAAAAACACACUCACUAUUCAUUUACUACGUAUUUAAAUUGGCGGUCGGUGCCUCGCAUCAACUUCUACUGCUUACUGCCUAACACCAGCUCUCCCGAUCAUCUCCGGCACCGAAUAUAGUUCCAGCAUAUUCAAUCAGCAUCAUACAGUUUGGAAUCACACAUUGCUUGUGAAUUUGAGAGCUUAAAUCUAAGCAACAAUGCAAGCUGCUUUAAUAACAUCAAAUGUAAGCUUAAACCUUUCAACACCUAAAGUUUCGAAAGGGGUAGUCAUUCCUCAUUCAUACAUUCCUGCAAGAUGUCUUUCUGUAAGAGCAUCAUCUGCACCUUCAACCCCGACUACUCAAACAUCUACCAAUGAGACAUCAGAAUCAUCUCAUAAGCUCAACAAGUACAGCUCUCGCAUCACUGAACCGAAGUCUCAAGGAGCAUCACAAGCUGUUCUUUAUGGAAUUGGACUUUCUGAUGAUGAUAUGCACAAACCCCAGAUUGGUAUUUCAUCAGUUUGGUAUGAAGGUAACACUUGUAAUAUGCAUCUAUUAAGCUUGGCAGAAGCUGUUAAGGAAGGUGUUAAGGAUGCUGGGUUAAUUGGGUUUAGGUUCAAUACUAUUGGUGUUAGUGAUGCCAUCUCAAUGGGUACAAGGGGUAUGUGUUACAGUUUGCAGUCUAGAGAUCUGAUUGCUGACAGUAUUGAGACUGUUAUGUCUGCUCAAUGGUAUGAUGGCAACAUCUCAAUUCCUGGGUGUGAUAAAAAUAUGCCAGGUACUAUCAUGGCUAUGGGACGUCUAAAUAGGCCUAGUAUCAUGAUAUAUGGCGGUACUAUCAAGCCUGCUCAUUUUCAAGGACAUACCUUUGAUAUUGCAAAAGCAUUAGAGUGUUAUGGGGAAUAUGUUAGCGGAGCUAUUACUGAUGAACAGAGAAUGGAUAUUGUCCGGAAUGCCUGUCCUGGAGCAGGGGCUUGUGGUGGAAUGUAUACAGCAAAUACCAUGGCAUCCGCCAUUGAAACUAUGGGAAUGACUCUUCCAUACAGCUCGUCAACACCAGCCGAAGAUUCUCUGAAGUUGGAUGAGUGCCGUCUUGCUGGAAAAUAUAUCCUUGAUUUACUCAAAAUGAACUUAAGACCACGAGACAUAAUUACCGAGAAUUCUCUGCGUAAUGCAAUGGUUAUGGUCAUGGCCCUAGGUGGGUCUACCAAUGCUGUCCUGCAUCUGAUUGCCAUUGCUAGGUCUGUUGGUCUAGAUUUGACUCUCAAUGACUUUCAAAAGGUUAGCGAUAAGAUUCCAUUGCUUGCAGAUCUUAAGCCAAGUGGUAAAUAUGUCAUGGAAGAUUUACACAAGAUUGGCGGUACUCCUGCAGUGAUUCGCCACCUUCUUGAUCUGGAAUACUUGGAUGGGGAUUGCAUUACUGUUACGGGGAAAACACUGGCUGAGAAUGCCAAGCUCUUCCCUGCCUUGGCUGAAGGUCAGCAAAUCAUACGGUCACAAUCAAAUCCCAUCAAGGAAACAGGACAUAUCCAGAUAUUGUAUGGUAACCUUGCUCCAGAGGGUUCUGUAGCAAAAAUUACUGGAAAAGAAGGAUUAUAUUUCUCUGGUCCUGCACUUGUUUUUGAAGGAGAAGAAGCUAUGGUUACUGCCAUUUCAGAGGACCCUCAGAGCUUUAAGGGAAAAGUUGUUGUUAUUAGGGGGGAAGGGCCUAAAGGCGGACCAGGUAUGCCUGAAAUGUUGACACCAACUAGUGCAAUAGUGGGAGCAGGCCUCGGAAAGGAUGUGGCUUUAUUGACAGAUGGAAGAUUUUCAGGAGCUUCACAUGGAUUUGUUAUAGGUCAUGUUUGUCCAGAAGCACAGGAGGGUGGACCAAUCGCUUUCAUUCAAAAUGGAGAUGUUAUUACAAUUGAUGUUCUUAAGAGGAGGAUGGACGUUCACUUAACAGGAGAGGAGAUCAAAGAGCGAAGGGAGAAAUGGACUCCGCCUCCUUUCAAGGCAAAUAAAGGAGUCUUGUACAAGUACAUCAAGAAUGUGCAGUCAGCUUCGAGGGGUUGCAUAACUGAUGAGUAGCAGACAUGAAAUCGAGAUGUUGAAACUGCAUGCAUCGAAGAUUCUCUAAGAGGUAUUGUAAGUUUUCGGGUUUCCUUGUUUGUAUGCUGUCAGACGUACAAUAUAUAUUGAUAAUAUAUGCCCAUUUAAAAAAAAAAAAUAAAUAAUUUAGAUAUUAGCGGUUGGCUUCCCUGCAUAUAUACUAUAUAGUAAGUACCCCAUGGUCUACAUCAAAAUAUCUCGUUUGUAUAUCGAAAUCUUUGUAUACUUAAGGAUUUCAAUUCUCAAUAUUGAGCAACCAGUCAAAAUCUUGUCAAUAUAUAUACUACUCAACGUUAUACUUUUGAACAGUUGAGCCAGUUUCUUAUGUUAGUUUUGUAAUUGAGCAACGCUUAUGUUAUAAUGACUAUUAUAUUCAUGUGA